Molecule: messenger RNA, 2523 nt
Organism: Kazachstania africana CBS 2517
Lineage: Eukaryota; Fungi; Ascomycota; Saccharomycetes; Saccharomycetales; Saccharomycetaceae
Gene: RSC30
Product: Rsc30p
Exons: 1
Coding region: 1-2523 (840 amino acids)
Biological process (GO): positive regulation of transcription by RNA polymerase II
Cellular component (GO): nucleus
Molecular function (GO): DNA-binding transcription factor activity, RNA polymerase II-specific; zinc ion binding
Source: RefSeq, a predicted model, not a curated record
AUGGAUGCAAAAUCAAGGAAGUUUAGGAAACCCCCUGCAUGUACUCAAUGUAGGAAGAGGAAGAUUGGCUGUGACAGAGUCAGACCUGUUUGUAACAACUGUUUGAAAGGUCAUAGAUAUGAUUGUACCUAUCCCGAUACACACGGUCAGGUCUUUAACGCGUCCUUGAGUCUGGGUCCUUCAACAAGUAUCAAGUCUUAUACGCCCAAGAAGUCUAAUGAGUUCAAAUUUGUUGCUUCUUCUGGUAAUAUCAGUGGUGGUAUUAACUCCAUGACCCAGACCCGUCAAUUGAGACGUAAUCCUCAAUUAAACGCAGAUAUUGUAUCAAUAGAACAAAUUGGUCAAUAUAAUACACAUUUACAACUGUUAAACAAUAAAAAUAAGAUGAAAAUGAGUCUCAACGAUCUUUUCCAUUCUAACGAUGCCUUAAAUGAUCAAAUCAAGUAUAAUGAUCUAGAUUACCCAUUCUAUCUACAUAAUUUGAUUGAUUUUGACAUUAUGAUCUCAAAUUUAACUCAGGAAGAAGUACUUUUAAAAGAAAUGGAAUUUUUGAAAUUGAGAUACCUAGAAUUGAAAAAGUUGCAGUCUAAAAGAAUGAGUCAGAGUAAUAUGUCUAAUAGUAUCAAUACUAAUAAACUGGAAUCUUCUCCUACUUCUAACGUGAAGACAGAUAAUGCCAAUACAGAAGGUAAAAUAAAUGGUGCAGCUAACAAUGAAACUAACGAAACUGGUUUCGAAAGUGAGGAUGAGGAUGAUGAAGAUGAAAAUAAUUUCAUUAAUCAACUUCAUUUUUCUAUCUUAGAAUCGAGAAAGCAAGAACAAAUAGAAACCUUAUCUCUCAAAGAUAGACCAAGUGCUCUAUUUCAUAAGAAUUUUUUGAUUUUACGUGACGAUUAUUUAACUGAUUUCUACAUGCAGUUUCAAUUAUUGAUUAAUAGUACUUUCAGUACCCAAAUAAGAAAUGAUAAUGGUAGAAUUUCAUCUCCAAAUAACGGAGUUCUUUUGUUCCCAAAUUAUAGAAUCAUUCAAAGUUCCAUCCAUUAUAUCAAUGAAAAUCUUUCAAGUUUACAACCUCUCUUACCAUUUUGGCAAAAUGAAAGCGAUUUUAGUGCAGACCUAUUGAUCAAAUCGAACGAAAUCAAUGUUUUUAAAAUAUCCAUGGAACAACUCUCAAAAUUGGGUAUCUUAACCAUAUCAUUAAUUUUAGUGAAGUUAUCAAUAAAAUUCUCCAUAAGUGUAAAUAUCAAAACUCAGUACGGUAAAUUGCUGGAUUCAUUGAACAAAAUCAAUUUAUACCAAAACUUAAUUGUAAUCAAAGAUGAAUUACUCAAGAAUUUAAAGAUAUCAAAUACAAAGGAUAUAUCCAUUGUAAAAUUUCUUUCCUUCUGGAAAUUUUUCUAUCAUGUUAUCGAUACUAACUCUAUUUCUGCUGAUAAAGUGGAAUUUGAUGAAGAUAUUUACUUAAGUUACAAUAAUUUGUUACCUAAUGAAUCAGAAGACGUUGAGAAAAUUAAGCUUUGGAAUUUUAUCUUCAAAAAUUACCUUGAAAGAAAUUUAAGUGUCGGUAUCUCCCCGGAUCUAGUUCUUGACAACUAUGAAGAAGAGCCUAAAGAAAUAUUCCACAAUUUAAUAAUAAAGAAUAACGAUUUAUUGAAUAAUAUUGAUCUUCUUAAAUCUGGGUUGGAAUUGGUGAAGACGUUACACCUUAAUACGACCCAUAAUACAAUGAUUUCAAUUGGUGAAGUUAAAUCAUUAAAAAAGGCAGUUAGAAAUAAAUUUGAAGAUAAAAUAUCCAAUAAUAAAAACGAUGAAAAUACAAUUAACAAUAUUCUCAUAUCACAGAUUUAUUACAAGAUAUCGAUUUCAUCAAACUAUCUAUUGAUGCUACAAUAUGAAAAUGAUAAUAAUCUAGUGCAAUUUCAAAAAUCAAUGGUUGAAUUUAUCAAAUUGUUAGAAACCGUGUUAAUCAAUCAAUUUAUAAAUCUAAACAAUUCAUUUGGUAAACUCAAUAAUUAUGAAUUUUUGUUUAUGAAAAGAUCCAUGGAUUUAAUUGAACUUAUAGUGACAAUUCUUUUUGCUUUACUAUUACGUAUCAAAGCAUUGGGAAUGCUUGACAGUUCCGAUACGAAUAAUACUGAUAAUGAAGCUUUUAUCAGAUUUGGAAAACUAAUGUUGGCCAUUUUUAAUAAAGUUGAAACUAUGAUUGUUGAUUACAAUAAAGUAACAUCCAAUGAAGUGAUCAAUAAGCUACUUAUAACAAUCAGGACAAUGCAAAUUUUUAUUCAAAAAAAGCACAAUAACAAUAAUAGUAGUGUAAUAACAAAGAAUGGUUUCAGAAAUGUGGAACCUGAAAGGAUAGAAAAAUAUAUCAGUACUUUGAAGAAUUUCUCCAAAUUAUUAAUCAAUGAUGAAAUAUACGAAACGAAAAAGCCAGGCUUGGAUGAAUUCAACGGUACUACAAUUGACAACGAAUUUGGUAUCAGUGAACAAAAUUUCAAACAAGUUUACAGCUCAUUCUUUUAA